UGUGUUCUUGUCUAAUGAUCUGAAUAUCGGCAAAAAUCGAUGGAUCCAUCUACAUUCUAUUCUGAGAGUGGGUUGCAUGGGCCCGUCCCACCUGCGUGCGAGAGUAGGUUGUGUCGCCCGUCUAAGUUGCGUGCCAGAGGUUGUUGCGUGCGCUCAUCCAUGUGGCAUCCCAAAGACGUCCCUGUGCAGAAGCAUAUUGGAUUGGAUUUCUUUGCUUUUCUCUCGUAGAGUUCUAUAUUGGGUUAUAAUGCCUCCAUCAGCCCUUGAUCGCCUCGCAUCUUUACAAAUUGAUUAUCCAAUGUUGUUUGAACUUCGAAAUGAUGCUGUUGAGCGAGUCUCUCAUUGCGGGGUUUUGGAGUUUGUUGCAGAGGAAGGCAUGAUUUACAUGCCUUAUUGGGUAGGUCCAUAUUUCUCUUGCAUGAUAUGUAUCCCCGGUGUUAUUAGCUCUUAAUACUUUAAGAAUGUUUGCUUUUUUGUAUGAUUUGUCAGUGUCAAAUUUUGUUUGUUUCUUGGUAUGUCACUCCGUGGGAAAGAAAAUCAAGUGGGAUGCGGUGAUGCCAUAAUAUUUUUCACCUACUUUCAUUUUUUUUUUUGGUCGAGAAAAGAUACAGGGGAGACCUUUGACCUGAGUGGGCUCCUAUACCCUUCUUUGAGUAGUUUGUUUAUCUUAGUGUUGCCCUCUCGAAUCAGGUUCGCAGUUUGCUGGGCGCUUUUCUUGCUUUUUAUUAAGCCGCCCUAUUUCUUUCGUUAUUUUUGCUGUUUUAAUGUUUGGGGUAGAUAUAUGAUUUGGCCGUUGUGUAAAAUUUUGUUGGUUUGUGUAUUCACCAACUAUUUGUCAUUUUAUUUUAUUUUUGCACCUUUUUGAAUGUUUCUAAAAUGGAUGUUAGGGAUCACAAAUUGUUUUACGAUUGGCUUUAUCUUUAUUAUUGUUUUUUACCCACUGAUUUUCGAAAUUCUUGUUUUUCCAAGAUAUUUUUUACUCUUCGAUUGGGUAGUUAUCGUUUUCCUUUUUUCUAUGGUAUGUUAUGGGUUGUGAAUGGUUAUUUUCCUAUUACGUUCAAUUUAAUUAUUCUUUCUAUGUAAUUUGGGUGAUUUGUAUUGAAUUAUAUGACUAGUUUCCAUUUUAUUUUCUUCUAUCUUGUUUAUAUUCUUUUAAAAUGGUUGGAUCCUCUGGGUAAUUCUAUUCUAGCCUAUUUUUUGGUUUUUUCCCCCUAAAUUUGUUCUUAUUUUCUCUUAUGUGAAGUUUUGAGGAAUUGUUAUUUUUUUCUUCUACUUUAGAAUGUUUGCCUUUUUGUAUGAUUUGUCAGUGUCAAAUUUUGAUUUUUUUCUUGGUACCGCUGGAAAGAAAAUCAAAGUGGGAUUGCGGUGAUGUCAAAAUGUUCUUCACCUACUUUCAUUUUUUCUUGUCGAGAAAAGAUAUAGGAGAGACCCUUGACUUGAGUGGACUCCCAUACUCUUUGACCUGAGUGGACUCCCAUACUCUUCUUUGAUUAGUUUGUUUAUCUUGGUGUUGCCCUCUUGAGUCAGGUUCGCAAUUUGCUGGCGCUUUUCUUGCUUUUUAUGAAGCCACCCUAUUUAUUUCGUUAUUUGUGCUGUUAGGCUGAUUUGGUCGCUGUGUGAAUUUUUGUUUGUUUUCUAUAUUCAACAACUAUUUUUCAUUCUAUUUUUUUGCACCUUUUUGAAUGUUUCUAAAAUGGAUGUUAGGGAUCGCAAAUUGUUGUACGAUUGGAUUUAUCUUUAUUGUUGUUUUUUACCCACUGAUUUUCGAAAUUCUUGUUUUUCCAAGCCAUUUAUCCUAGUGUUUUAUCAGCAUAUCAUCAGCUAUUUCUUUGGAGUUCAAAUAGAAUUUUCUGUUCUCAUUGAUUUGUUAGACUUCGAUUUGGUACUUAUUGUUUUCCUCUUUUUCUAUGGUAUGUUAUGGGCUGUGAAUGGUUAUUUUCCUAUUACGGUCAAUUUAAUUAUUCUUUGUAUGUAAUUUGGGUGAUUUGUAUUGAAUUUUAUGACUAGUUUCCAUUUUAUUUUCUUCUAUCUUGUUUAUAUUCUUUUAAAAUGGUUGGAUGCUAUGGGAGGUCGUAUUCUGUUCUAGCCUCUUUUUUUUGGUUUUUUCCCCCUAAAUUUGUUCUUAUUUUCUCUUAUGUGAAGUUUUGAGGAAUUGUUAUUUUUUUCUUCUACUUUAGAAUGUUUGCUUUUUUGUAUGAUUUGUCAGUGUCAAAUUUUGAUUUUUUUUCUUGGUAUGCCGCUCUACGGGAGAGAAAAUCAAAGACAAUCAAAGUGGGAGUGGGAUGCGGUGAUGUCAUAAUAUUUUUCACCUUCUUUCUUUCUUUCUUUUUUUUUUUCGGGAAAAGAUAUAAGGGAGACUCUUGACCUGAGUGGGCUCCCAUAAUCUUUGAUUAGUUUGUUUAUCUUGGUUUGCCCUCUCGAGUCUGGUUCGCAAUUUGCUGGUGCUUUUCUUGCUUUUUGUGAAGCCGUCCUAUUUCUUUCGUUAUUUUUGCUGUUAGGCUCUUUGGUUUAAUGUUUGGGGUAGAUACAUGAUCUGGCCGUAGUGAAAAUUUUGUUGUUUGUGUAUUCACCAACUAUUUUUCAUUUUAUUUAUUUUUGCAUCUUCUUGAAUGUGUUUCUGAAAUGGAUGUUAGGGAUAGCAAUUUGUUUUACGAUGGGCCUUAUCUUUAUUAUUGAAACCCACUGAUUUUUGAAAUUUUUGUUUUUCCAAGUAAUUUCUAUUUUAGUUGCUUGAUAAUUUUUUUCCUUCUUUACUCCCGUUUUUAUGCUUUUAGGAUCAUGAUAUUAUUUUUCGCUUGAUCUGUACUAUACGUUAUAUUUUUUUUCCUCAUCAGACCUAACAGCUAACUUUACUGGAAUUCUGCGUUGAGCAUCAAUAAUUAAUUACUUACAGAGAGAUUUGGAGCUCUCUGUUGAACCCUUCUUUUCUGAAUAAUUUUAUGUUUGAGAAAAUAAUAUCUUUCUAGUUUUUAGUGUGAUUAUGAUGGGCGUAUGUGUAUGUAUCCAUAUGUGGGUUUUAUGAAUAAGCUUUUGAUGUUUGCAUAUGCUGCAAUAAAUGGAAGUUGCGAUGUUAAAGUUGGGGAUGGGUUUCAUGCUUUGUUGGCAUGUGUUCGUGGGUCCACUUUUAUUAAUUAAAUUUGGAUGUUUUUUUUUUGGUACGUGUUGGGGAGGGGAUUCGACUCACAGCCUCUUGGUUGGAGGUAUAUGUCAAUUAUCGUUGAGUUAUGUUCGCUUUGACCUUAAAUUUGAAUGUUGAAUUGACGUUUCUAAGGAGUUUUGUAAUAUUUUUUAAACCAACUCAAUCUUUUGGUUAUAGAUUUUUAUAACUUUGAAAAUCCUUGUUAAACUAUGAGACCAACCCAUUAAAUUGGGUUGGGGUCGGUUUGGUUUCAUCAGGUUUUAAUUAAAACUUAUUAUCUCAUAAGUGCUAGCUAUGAGGUAACUUUUGAAUAUGAUGUUUAGAAAGCUGUUAUUAGAAAACUUCUAAUAACUAACAAAAUAUAUAAUUUAGGUUUGGGAUAGAAAUAUGAAAAAGCCUGAAGUAUGAUUAUAUAUUAUUGCAGGUUGGAUUGGUUUGUUCAACAUGGUGGAUUCAAGAAUUGAACCAAUUCAAUCGAGUUAGAUAUAAUUGAGUACGAUUGAACUCUGAAUUAGUUUUCAACCCAGUCUAAAAUAUAACGGCUCGAAUUUUCACUCCUAGAUUGUAUCUAUUUGAAAGAAAAAUUUUAAAAAGUUGAUAACUAUUUGAGAAAAAUAUUUUCUUAUAUUCAAUUGAAGAACAUUUUGAAGAA
Molecule: messenger RNA, 3791 nt
Organism: Momordica charantia (bitter melon)
Lineage: Eukaryota; Viridiplantae; Streptophyta; Magnoliopsida; Cucurbitales; Cucurbitaceae
Source: RefSeq, a predicted model, not a curated record